AUAUGUGAAAAAAGGAUUCUGGCUUGUGUGUGCAAUCCUAACUAAAAUGGACCCUGAGACUCUAUAAGUAGAAUAAUCUGCAUUUACAAGCUGCCAUCUUCCAUUUGGGCCACUUUCAAGAAUAAGCACCAGUUUUCAUGUAAUUCGUAAGUGAGGGUGCCUGAGGGGAAAGACAAGAGAGGACGAGGCAGAAAGUAAUUGAACGUCCCAAGUGACUGAUCCCCCCGGAAAGGAUGCUGGCUACCGGAUGGUUCAUUAGAACUACAUUUUAGAAAGGGAAACAAUCUCAGCAGGACACCUUCCGUGGCUUCCAGAUUCACCAUGGCCUCGAUUCUCUGGCUGGACGGCUGAAGUCACUGUGUGUCCAAUACUUGCUCUUUGUCUUUGGGCCGACUCCUGGUACCAUCUGCUCACAGGAUCUGGUGGGAAUCACAUGCUACCAAAAGUUGGAAUCUGGAGAGAGAUGGACUCUGACAAGCUAAAAUGGAAGUAACUUGACAGCUUCAAUCCCUACAGUUGACUCUUGUAAGGACAAGUUAAGAGUGGGAAUACAAACGUGUCUGGGAGAGCAGUAUGCAGGAAGCUGGUUUUCAGGCCACAAACGCUUUCACAGAGUGCAAAUUCACCUGCACCAGUGGUAAAUGCUUGUAUCUUGGCUCGCUAGUCUGUAACCAACAGAAUGAUUGUGGGGAUAACAGUGAUGAAGAGAACUGUCUGCUAGUAACUGAACAUCCUCCUCCUGGCAUUUUCAACUCUGAACUGGAGUUUGUCCAGAUCAUCAUCAUCAUUGUUGUGAUCACGGUGAUGGUUGUGGUGAUCAUCUGCUUGUUGAAUCACUACAAGCUCUCAACACGGUCCUUUAUCAAUCGGCAGAGUCAAAACAGGAGGCAAGAAGAUACUUUGCAGCCGGAAGGGUGCUUGUGGCCUUCAGACAGCUCAGUGCCACGACAGGCUGCUUCCGAGAUUAUGUACGCCCCCCGGACUAGGGACAGAUUUACGGCACCGUCGUUUAUGCAGAGGGACCGUUUCAGCCGCUUCCAGCCCACCUACCCUUACGUCCAGCACGAGAUUGAUCUUCCUCCCACCAUCUCCCUGUCUGAUGGGGAGGAGCCCCCACCCUACCAGGGACCCUGCACCCUGCAGCUUCGGGAUCCUGAACAACAGAUGGAACUCAAUCGAGAAUCUGUCAGGGCCCCUCCCAACCGAACUAUAUUUGACAGUGAUUUGAUAGAUAUUUCUAUGUACAAUGGGGGCCCGUGCCCACCAAGCAGCAAUUCGGGCAUAAGUGCAACCAACUGUAGCAGUAACGGCAGGAUGGAAGGACCACCCCCCACGUACAGCGAGGUGAUGGGCCAUUACCCCGGCUCCUCUUUUUUCCAUCACCAGCACAGCAACACCCAGAGGGGAAGCAGACUUCAGUUACAGCAGAACAAUUCAGAGAGCACAAUAGUACCUAUCAAAGGCAAAGACAGGAAACCUGGCAACCUGGUCUGAUUUCCUCCUCUGGGCGCUUGAAGGGAAGAGAAGAGAAGAGAAAGCGAUAGAUGGGAGAAGGCAGCCUAUCUAGGCCUGCCUCCUGUGCACAAUGUUUUGAAGUUUUACAUGGUACACCUGAGUAAAACCAAAUGUGCAAAAGUGUUCUUUGUUUCUGAUUCCUUUCAGGGGAAUUGCAUGCAAAGUGGAUUGAAAUAUUACAGACUUCCAUUCAGGUUGACCAUGAACAGUGGCUUUU
This is a messenger RNA of Gracilinanus agilis (Agile Gracile Mouse Opossum), 1732 nucleotides long. RefSeq names its product low density lipoprotein receptor class A domain containing 4 (gene LDLRAD4). NCBI's taxonomy places the organism in Eukaryota, Metazoa, Chordata, Mammalia, Didelphimorphia, Didelphidae. Gene Ontology annotation, cellular component: early endosome membrane; Golgi membrane. Gene Ontology annotation, biological process: negative regulation of transforming growth factor beta receptor signaling pathway. The record is from RefSeq and is a predicted model, not a curated record. Gene Ontology annotation, molecular function: R-SMAD binding. The coding region runs from base 574 to 1494 and encodes 306 amino acids. The transcript has 7 exons.